CUUAAGUAAUAUUUAACCGAGUCAUCUCUCCCACUCCGACUCACACUCACACUCACUCCGAGUCUCAACCCCUUUCUUUUUCCAUUAUUUAUUAUUAAUAAUAACGCCUUCCUCUUUUGUCAUUUCUUCUAUUUUUCUUCUUUUCUUUCAUCUCAUCUCAUCACAUCACAGCACUCUUUCUUUCUUUCUUCUUCGCUCAUUCUUUUUUACUUUGGGUUAUUCAACCUUUGUAUAUAUGCAUGUAUGACAUUCUCGGCCACCCUAGGCGAGUACUGCAAUACCAGUCAAUUUAUAUUUUAUUACAUUACUUGAUUUUUACUUGAUGAGUGAGAGCAUGAUUGAAUUGGUCAACUUCUUCUGCAUUUGAGUUUUCUUUAACUUCUUUCUGGUUUUUUAACUUCAUUUUCCACUUUUUGUAAAGUUAUGUUGCUUUCUUUUGUAUUAUUUUACUAAAUAUAUUGAUUUUCGUUUUUUUGGUGUUAUCUGGCGACAAUCGAGGCUGUCCGGGUACCAUUUAUGUGAUUGUCGCUCCUUUUUCUUUUUGGGGUGCCUUUUUGGUUCCUUGAAAAUUAAUUUUGUUUUUGGCAAUUUGGGUUUUACAGACAGCCAAGUCUCUCUCUCUCUCUCCUCUUGGACUUACAACAUUAACUCUUAGCUACUAUCUUUAAGUCUCCCUCUCUCUCAUUCACCCACACACACUCUCUGGUUAGGUUUUUGGGUUGUGGAAUUUUUGUCUGAAUUGGGCAGUUAUGGUUCGUAAACAUGGAUGGCAGCUACCUGCUCACACCUUUCAGGUUGUUGCAAUCACUGUAUUCUGCUUGUUAGUGGUUGCAUUCUAUGCUUUCUUCGCUCCUUUCCUUGGAGGCCGCAUCUGGGAGUAUGUUUUGAUUGGGAUCUACUCUCCUGUGGCGCUCCUUGUUUUCAUUCUGUAUGUUCGGUGUACGGCAAUAAACCCUGCAGACCCUAGCAUUAUGUCUAAUUGGGAUAGUAGAAUGAUAAACAAAUUGAACACUGAUCAUGGGCUACCAGGGAAAGACCUGCCUAGAAAAUUUGAUGGAAUUGCCACUGGGGAGCAUUCUUCCCCGUCAUUGGCUUCUCGAAGUUCUAUAGGAGGGGAUAACUCCAGUAAGAAAGGUUCAUUUGGAGAACUUGGGAGUGUAGAUAUUCAUGUGGAAGCUACAAAGAGAACGCCCUAUUGCAUUGGUGGAGGAAUCCUCUGUGCAGUGUUUGUUCAUGAAGAUUGCCGAAAACAAUAUGAGGCUACUGAGCAGCAUGGGGGUGAAGAAGCUUUGUUCUGCACACUCUGCAAUGCUCAGGUCUGCAAAUUCAGCAAACACUGUAGAAGUUGUGAUAAGUGUGUGGAUGGUUUUGAUCACCAUUGCCGGUGGCUUAACAAUUGUGUGGGGCGCAAGAAUUAUGCAACUUUUAUCUGUCUCAUGGCCAUUAGUCUUGCUUGGCUUGUUAUUGAAGCUGGAGUUGGAAUUGCUGUCUUGGUGCUUUGCUUUGUUAAUAAGAAAAAUAUGGAGACUGAAAUUAUUGAGAGACUUGGAAAUGGCUUCACUCGUCCCCCAUUUGCAACAGUUGUGGCUGUAUGUACUGCAGUUUCCAUGCUUGCGUGCAUACCUUUGGGUGAACUUUUCUUCUUCCACAUGAUACUGAUACGCAAGGGUAUUACAACAUAUGAAUAUGUUGUGGCAAUGAGAGCCAUGAGUGAGACACCUGGUGCAGCAAAUAUCGACGAGGAAUUUGCAAAUAUUCUGUACUCUCCUACAGGUUCUGCCACUACGGGUUUGAGUGGUGGGAGUUCUUUGAGUCUGCACUACAAGGGGGCAUUUUGUACCCCUCCUAGGGUAUUUGUGGAUUAUCAGGAUGAAGUCGUGCCCCAGUUGGAGCCAGGAAUGAUACCAUCAACAGUUGAUCCAGAUGCAACUGGAAUUGCAGAAAGGGAGCAGAGGGUUCCCAAAAAGCCUGUUCGUAUCAGUGCGUGGGACCUUGCAAAGUUAGAUAGAAAUGAGGCCAAGAGAGCCGCAGCAAAGGCCAGAGCAUCAUCUUCUGUUUUGCGGCCAGUGGAUAGUCGUCAGCAACCUGAACCUGAAUACAGCUCCAGCGGCAACAUGAGUGUUAGGAGUAGUGUAAGCACUGAUACAGGGGCAAAUAAAGAGAUAAAAGGUGACCUCAGGUUAUCUCCAUUGGGGAAUUCUUUUGCUCCGAGUCAAGGUAGCCGGGAUGAGUAUGAAACUGGUACUCAAAGCAUGAGUAGCUUCAGCAGUCCAAGCCAUGUCCAUGAAGCAGUCACUCUUAGCCCUCUUCCACAGCGUCCUGGUUUGGGUCGAUCUGUUGCAGUGCCUUCCAUACCUGGCUUGAUUCCUGAUCGUUCUUUAAUUUCAAAGGCAAUUUUUCCAAAUGUUAAACUGCAAACAUCUCAACCUCUUGGAUUUGAUGAGAAGAUGAUGCAAAAAGGUAGUAGUAGUGAUCCACUAUUGCUUUCGGCACCAGCUACAUCUCUUCUCCGAGAUGUUAGAAGGACAUCUGUUGUUUGGGACCAAGAAGCAGGGAGAUAUGUCUCAGUUCCUUUAUCAGCUUCAGAUGCUCGGACCAGACCAUCCUUGCAAAUAGGAGUCACCAACUCUAAUUCUGAAGCUAGCAGUUAUAGCAGAAAGCCAGUUGUUCCGCCGCAAGAGUCUACGUCCUCUGCAGUAAAGCCUCCAUUACAAGCAACAGAGAAACUAAUGUACACAGGAGACUCCAUAUUCUUCGGGGGUCCACUCUUGAGUGUCCCAUUCAGGGAUGGUCCUAAAAAUGAAAAGGGGCCUGGCUCAAGAGAAGGACAAGAAAGGGUGGCAAUGAACUUGUUCCAUGAGUCUAGACUCAAACGGGAUUCCAACUCAAACCAACUUCCGGUGUUUGUCCCGGGGGGAUUUAGCCAUAACUCCUUAUCUGGGUCUGGGUUAAAAUAGCUUUUAAGCUUAUGAUUUGAAAUGCCAAGGUGCAAACCGAAAUGCUCUCAUUUGUUCCUUCUCUGCAACGUUGAUCAGGGAAGAGGGCCAUCGAAGUUGAAGAAACCGUAUCAGAAAUGCUCUCUAUUCAUGAAAAUUUGCCUUCUGAAGCUGUUGCAAAGAACACAGCCUCAUGCUGUUCCAGCAGUUUUAUUUUUGUUGUAAUCAAUCUCUGACUGGUCAAUGAUGGCUUUUGGGGAACUUUGUGAAUGAUGAGGUAACAUUGUAUUGUUUAUAAUUGAAUUGUAGCCAAAAGUCUAGUGUUAUUUUUUGUAGGCGGUUCACUGUAUUUUGGUUUAUGUAGAGACAGUUUCCCUGGAAACAUAACGCAAGACCAACAUUUUAUAAUUUUUUUUUUCUUUUCCUUUUUUUUUUGGGAGGAAUUUAGAAAUGUUUUAUGAUGUGCGAUGUUUGCGUAAUGUGAAAAUUUAUGACGCUUCGUUGUUGUAAUGUUAGAGUUACGAAGCUA
This is a messenger RNA of Humulus lupulus (European hop), 3465 nucleotides long. Its product is annotated as probable protein S-acyltransferase 19. Gene Ontology annotation, biological process: peptidyl-L-cysteine S-palmitoylation; protein targeting to membrane. Gene Ontology annotation, cellular component: Golgi apparatus; endoplasmic reticulum. NCBI's taxonomy places the organism in Eukaryota, Viridiplantae, Streptophyta, Magnoliopsida, Rosales, Cannabaceae. Gene Ontology annotation, molecular function: protein-cysteine S-palmitoyltransferase activity. The record is from RefSeq and is a predicted model, not a curated record. The coding region runs from base 750 to 2957 and encodes 735 amino acids. The transcript is spliced from 9 exons.